Messenger RNA from Amphiprion ocellaris (clown anemonefish), 5829 nucleotides. Its product is annotated as large neutral amino acids transporter small subunit 4-like. Gene Ontology annotation, biological process: neutral amino acid transport; transmembrane transport. The transcript is spliced from 15 exons. NCBI's taxonomy places the organism in Eukaryota, Metazoa, Chordata, Actinopteri, Pomacentridae. Bases 225 to 1958 code for a protein of 577 amino acids. The record is from RefSeq and is a predicted model, not a curated record. Gene Ontology annotation, molecular function: L-amino acid transmembrane transporter activity; neutral L-amino acid transmembrane transporter activity.
ACAGCAGAAACUGAGAGUCAAAGAAAGCAGACAAGCAUCCUGCAUGAGAAGCACACCUCUGCUCUCUGGGUUUGUCUUCGAGGGACGUUCGGAGCCGCAGAGGAGGAAGUGACCUGAAGCCGGAGCCGCUCCGUCCUCCUCCCCGCGGGACCAGUCGCUCAGGCUCCAGCAGCCGAAACCCUCUUCAAUCCAGUCAGCUCUUUGCUACCUCCAACCCAGCUGACAUGGCUCCCACCCUGGCCAUGGCCUUCUCCCGCCGCUGGUGGAUGGCGGUGACGGCGGUCAUCGAGAACCUGCUUUUCUCUGCUGUGCUGCUCGGCUGGUCGUCCCUGCUCAUCAUGCUCAAGUCUGAGGGCUUCUACUCCUACCUGUGCAAAGGACCAGAAAACAGCUCCAGUCUCAACCUCUCCAACACGAACACCUCUAAGGCUGACAGUGAAGAAGAGGAGUAUCUGCUGAUGAACAACUGGCCCAUCUGCAAAGAUCAGGACGAGAUGCUGAACCUGGCCUUCACUGUGGGCUCCUUCCUGCUGUCGGCCAUAACUCUGCCCCUGGGCAUUGUCAUGGACAAAUACGGGCCACGGAAGCUGCGACUUCUGGGGAGUGCUUGCUUUGCCUUCUCCUGCCUCCUCAUCGCCUAUGGUGCCAGCGAUCCCAAUAGUCUCUCCAUCCUGAUCUUCUUUGCAUUGGCGUUAAACGGGUUUGGAGGCAUGUGCAUGACCUUCACCUCACUGACGCUUCCCAACAUGUUUGGAGACCUGAGGUCGACCUUCAUCGCCCUGAUGAUUGGAUCUUACGCUUCCUCUGCUGUCACUUUCCCUGGCAUCAAGGUCAUCUAUGAUCUGGGUGCCACCUUCAUCUCCAUCCUGCUGGUUUGGGCCGGCUGUGCCUGCCUUGUCUUCCUCAACUGCUUCGUCAACUGGCCUCUGGAGCCCUUCCCCGGCCCGGAAGAUAUGGACUUCACGGUGAAGAUCAAGUUCAGCUGGCUGGGCUUUGACCACAAGAUCACAGGGAAGCAGUUUUAUCGGCAGGUGACCACAGUGGGGCGGCGUCUUAGUGUUGGCAACUCAAUAAAGCAGCAGCACCAGCCGCCCACAGACCUGGCCACACAGGAGGCCAACAAGCUGUGCCUGUCCACUGUCGACCUGGAGGUGAAAUGCAAGGGCCAGGAAGAGACUCAGUCUUUCAUGAAGAGUAUCUUCAGUCCCAUCUUCCUGCUGAGCCUCAUCACCAUGUGUGUCACUCAGUUGCGCCUCAUCUUCUACAUGGGAGCCAUGAACACCAUCCUGGAGUCCCUGACAGACGGAGACCUCAGCACAGUGGAGAGGAUGGAAGUGGUGAGCGUGUACACCUCCAUCUUUGGCGUGCUCCAGCUUCUGUGUCUGGUCACCUCUCCUGUGAUUGGCUACGUCAUGGACUGGAAACUGAAAGACUGCGAGGACGAGAAUGAUAAGAGUGUCAAGAGAGAGCCUGGUCAGCCCCGCCCCCCCAGCAAACAGAUCCAGAAGAUCGUCAACGCCACCAGAGCCUUCAUCUUCACCAACCUGCUCCUGGUCGGUUUUGGAUGCACCUGCAUCGUCCCCAACCUGCCACUUCAGAUUCUGUCCUUCAUCCUGCACACCAUUGUCAGAGGCUUCAUCCACUCUGCGGUCGGAGGCCUCUACGCUGCUGUGUACCCGUCCUCUCAGUUUGGCAGCCUGACAGGCAUGCAGUCUCUGAUCAGCGCUCUGUUCGCCCUGCUGCAGCAGCCUCUCUUCAUGGCCAUGGUGGGACCCCUGGAUGGAGACCCUCUAUGGGUGAACGUGGGCCUGCUGGUGCUGAGCAUGCUGGGAUUCUGCCUGCCCCUCUACCUGCUGUGCCACAGCCGCCACCUCCAGCGCCUCAGAGACGAACGCGACGAAGAUCCCAAGAUCUACGUCAAGAUGAACAACGGCAGCACACCCGAGGCCUGUGUCUAAACCGGGAGAAGGAAGAGUUUUUAAAAAGUGGAGAGGACGAGCUACGCUAAGAAAGAAAGAGGGUGGAGGAGGUCUUCUACCUGUGUCACACAUGUGAUCAUUCACUCUGAGGCAUCUCUCUCAGUCCAGACACUCACAAACCUUUUACAUUCCUCACACACAUUACACUGCUCAUCAUACAUGACUGAACACCACUGUGACACCCAGUUUCAUCCCCUCUGACAAUAUACGCUGUGAAAAACCUCACAGAAAUACACUGAAACCACACGAGAAGCUCACAGUCCCUCCACUGCACCUCUAAACAGACUAGGGGAGAGAAAACAACUGUUUAUUUCUCCCUAAGUGACUCCCCCUCUUCACAUCUUCUCUUCUUUCUUGCCAUUUUUAUUUCAUGCUGUUACAUCUGCCGUUGACGGCCAACUGGUUUCGCCUCCGCCAGUCCUGCACAGAAACCACAGGAAGAGACGAUGCCAGCCAAUGGAAAACCACAGUGAGGACAUUUCCAAUGAUAAAUGUAAAAAAAAAAAAGAAAAAAAAAAUCUCAGUGACAGUAUUGGUGUGUUGUGAACAAUUUGGACUCCAGUAACCAUGACGACCUUGCUUUCUGAUGGGUUCGGGUUUGUCUAAGGUGCUGCUCACCCAGCCAACUCUAUCUCAGACAUGUUUAUAUGUGAGAAAAAGCACACACACACACACACACACACACACACACACACACACACACACACACACACACACACACACACACACACACACACACACACACACACACACACACACACACGCACAAGCACACAAGUAGCAUCCUCAGUCAUGGCAUCUCCGCUUCCUCUUGUGCCCGAGGACAUUAACCGAAUAAGAAUCCACAGGAGGCAUCAGUUCAGGGUGAAGCUCACACUGCAACAGCUUUGUGAUCAGCACACAACACACAGAUAAGUUAGUCAAGAAAACGCUGCAGCAGCAUCUUUGUGUGGGUCUGUGCUCCCUAAUGCAGUGUGAUGAUUUAGUUUCUGCUGUUAGACAAACAGUGCAUGUUGCCAGAGACAGUGCUGGUCCUUUAUUACUAUUUCACUCAGUCACUGGUGCAGGAAGACACAACCAGUUUGCCAUGUUUCUGUUUUAUGUCCAUACAUUUGGAAUAUGUAAUCGUUCAUGUAUUUACUUGCAAUAUGAUCUCAGAUGCGUUGUUUAAUCUUUGUUCCUUAUGCAUGAUCUGAUGAUGAUAAGGAGAAGAUGUGUUUAGAACAGGUGGACGGGACAAAGACGUUAGAUCUAGUGUGUUUUUAAAGGUUGGAGCAGCGUUACUGAAAUCGCUGCUCAGAUGAAUUUGGGGUCUCGAUUCGUUGUAGCAAUAAGUGCUUCUGCGAGGUGCUGGCAACACACAGGCGACAUUUUAAGGACUGUAUUUUUGAAUCGCAAAAGGUGCUAGUUGAAUCACAGAAAUUUGUUGUUUGUGUUUGGCUUUAAAGCGCUGUUGAGGUGAUUUUUCAAAGGCAAUGAAUUGCCACCAAAUUCCUAGUAAGAGCAUGUUUUUCUUUACAACUCCAAAGAACCAAUCAACUUACCAUUUCUGAAUUACCUUUACUCUUUGUUUCUUAUCGGUUUCGUGGUGAUUCUGCACCUUAACACUAAGUGCAACCACAGCAGCAGCUCUGGGAAACUUGAAUUCACCUCUUACAGACAUAAAGGGAGAUUUGCUAGAAGGUAGCAGGCUGAUAAAGACUCCCAGCUUCAGAGGAAAAACCAGAGAGCGAUGACACUAAACGCAGACAACAAAGAGUCUUUGUAUUUGAAAGAGAAGCCCAGAACAGAAGCCUGGAGUGUGUAGACGAUGAUGCAGGGAGAUAAUAAUUCAGUCUGCUGUCUUCAAAUGCCAUACAGUCAAGCUCCUCAGAUGAUUUUUUUUCCUGCCUGGCAGUAACUGACAGAGGCACGUCCAAAGACAGCCAUGACCCUCAGAGUGCCUCUCUGUGAGAUGGGAGGAGUGGAUCCAGGCAGGAUGUGGUGCACCCAGUCCCUCCCUCCCUCCAUCUAUCCAUCCAUCUAUCUAUUGCUUUCAUCCACCCAUUAAAACGUGUCUUGAAAUGUUUACUGUUGACAGAGCGGAGAGACAAGCCUCUGCUGCCACCAAACUCCCCCAGCUAAGUGAGAAUUGAAUGGCACAUGAUGCACUUUAGACCUCUAAAAUGGACCUCAGUCAUGUAUUUCUGAGCGGCCUGUAUUGUAAGCAUGGCUGUCUGCCGGAUGAUGCAAAGAAUGUAGACUCAGAGCUUCGGAUGUAGAUUUGUACUUCAGAACAUGGGAACAGAAAGAUGCUGUUAUUUUUUUAUACUCAGAAAAAAACUAUUGCUUCACAUGUUCGUUAUAUCGCCUUUAUGUGCAAGGACAAGGUGGCAGAGGCUUGUUUCUCAGCUCAGGAACCUCCAUAGGUCAUACCAAUCAGAACGGGUUCUAAACUGCAUGAGUUUAGAGAGAAGCAAAAGAAGAGAAAAUGUAUGGAGUCAAAUUGGUGCCAAAAUUCUUGAAAUGCGCUUAGGUGGAAGACAAAUGUGAGGAAAAUUAUGUACAUUUGUAUUUAAAGAUUUGUGCGUGUUAAAUUGAAUGUUGCAUAAUGGAUGUAGGAAAAGUACAUCAUCCAAAAUGAAGCACCUUAAUUGUUAAAAAUGCCACUUUUUGGUCAGAUAUGACCGUCAAAAUUCCAAGCAAGGUCCACGACUGAAACUUUGGAUUUUUGAAGAUAAACCUAUGCAGACAGUGUGCAGGAAUUCACUGCAUCUGUUCCCUUUUUUAAUUCAAAACUUGUAUAUUGUAAUCUCUAAAGUACAAAAAUUGUGUAAAAGCUCUUUUUAUCCAUCCACUUAAGUGGGUGAUGGUAGCCCCGAUAUCCUUCUCCCUAGAGACAGAUCUGAAUCUGUCAUUUGUCAGUCUUUAUGUGUGCAUUGUACAAAAAUGGGAGGAACCAGUGUUGUUUCCCAAAACACUGGUUUUGUACUUGAUAGAUACAUUACAAUAUAUUUUUAUAAAAAAUGGACAAAUCUUCACUUACAAAUGCACAGUAUUCGUUUCCACCUCACAAAGCCAGAUUUAUGGUACAACUGUCAUUGAUGUAACUGAUCAAGGAGCUAAUUUAACUCCAUACAGUGAAUCUCUGGCGUCCUGUAACUAAAAUCAACGUGUUCUGACCAGAGAUUGCAGCCAGGUACAGAUAGAGCGCUAUGAAUGUGGGUGAAGAUGGACAUUGAUUUUUUGAUUUGCCCGGUAACCCACCCUGAACUCACUCUCGACAGUGGCUUAAUAAUAACGUUGUCUUGGAUUGAUGUCACACGUGUAACAUCAUAUGAUACCUGAGCCUGGCUGAAUGAGGCAUGAGUUCAUUCCCUCACAAUGGGAAACCAAUCAGCACUUUCCUUCACUGCCGUACCUUAACUGACUCACCCUGCCCUCAAUGCCAUCAUCUCCCUGGCCUAACCCGAACCUCCUAGGAUAGGGAUUGUACUCAAGUUUGGUUUAUCGAUCGAUGUAUUGAUGAAUUGUUUUUUUCAUGAUAACUUCCCGGUGUCAGCAUUUGCUUGUGGGAGUUUUUUGACAAUGUGUGAUGUUAAGAAAAAGAUAUUUUAACCCUGACGCCGUGUUCCCUUUUUUUCUACCUACCAUGCUCCAGUUUAAUUGUGUUGUCUUCUAUUAAGCUUUUUUUCCCAUCUGAUGUUUACGAGAAUGUGUAUUUUAAUGUUCUUACGUUGUAUAUUUGGGUUUCUUUUGUCUUGUACCACAGUAUAGCCGUUGUCAUUGACUUUUCAAGACAUGCUGUUUCAAAUGAAAGAAAAAAAAAGACAGAUCAUUAUAUGAAGCAAAAUAAACACGAUAAUUUGUA